AUGGACGACGAGCUCGAUCCAGCCUUCUUGGACCUCGACCUGCCCUCCCCGCACGCGUCGACCUCGUCCCUCGGCGCCGGCUUCGGCUCGACCCUCGACCACGACGACCUCGACGACCUCGACUCGCUCGACCGGCACACGCACGCGCACGGCCUCGGUCUCGACCUAGAGCUCGACCUCGACACCGACUAUGGCGGUGCAGGCCUCCCCGCCAGCCUCGACGACCUGCCAGACGGGCACAGCCCUCCUUCAACCCCACCACGACGACGAGGCGGCUCCAAGCUCGCGGUGGCAGGCGCAGCUGGCGCAGCAGACGGCGGCGGCGGGCUGAGCCUGGCGGACGAGCUCGCGAGCGCGGCGCGGCCACAGCGCCAGCGCGACCUCAUGCGCGAGCUGGGGCUCGGCAGUGACAGCGGCGAGGAGGACGAGGACGACGAGCGCACGACGGGCGGGUCGUCUCGCGGCAGCGGGUCCAGCAGCAGCGAGGAGGGCGACAUGCGGCACGGCGAGGACGCGCUCGGCGCUGGGUUCGGGCGCGCAGGCGGCGUCGUCGUCGCAGACCCGUUCGGCGGCUCGCCGAGGCGCAGCGCGUCGUCCCUUGCGCGCUUUCCUCGACCGCGGCCGUCGUCGUCUUCCCUCACGUCUUACACGCCGGGCGGCUCGACGCCCGACGACGGUGACGCCGAGGUGGACGAGGCGGCGCAGCAGGACGAGGUCGACGCCGCGCUGCGCGAGGCGGCGGCGUCGCUCGACGAGUCGAUGCAGACGACGAGCGCGUUCCUCGCACACCUGCGGCAGCACGUCACGACCGAGGUGGAUCCGCACGCCGCAGCCCUUGCCGCACCCUGCCCCUCACCGGUCGGCAUCGAGCCGCCCCGGUCUUCCGCCACCUCGUCGCCCGCACCCGCCCGCGACUACACCGACCGCCAGCCUGUCGUCGAGUCGCACGCAUCGACGCUCGUCCGCCGCCUGUACGAGCUCGCCAAGCAGCGCGAGUCGCACCUGCGCGAGCUUGGCGAGGUCGAGCGCGUCCUCGGCCGCACCGAGCCUGGCUGGCGAGCGGCGCUCGCCGACCUUGAGCCGCUCGAGUGGCCGGACGACGAGGACGAGGGCGGUGACGGCGGCGACACGAACGGCGACGAGCCGCCAGCGCCGACUGAGCCCGUGCCGUCCGGCGACGUCGAGGGAUUGUCCUCGUUCGGCCCUCUCGCCCUCGACCCGGCUCGUCCUGCCCCUCCACCACGUUCCCGACCGCCUCCCGCAUCCUCCCUCGCCCUCACCCGCGCCCAUGCCGACCUCGCCGCCCUACGCACCCUCACAACCUCGCUCCUCGCGGCGCUCUCCUCCAUCUCGGACCUCACCCAGGUCCAGUCGGCGCUCGCGUCCGACUCGGGCCGCAAGCUGCGCGCGCUCAAAGCGCAGGCGGGCUCGCUUAGGGACGAGCUCGGCGCGGUCGAGCGCAGCGAGGCGUUCGUCGAGGCGUUCGAGGGGCGUAGCGAGGGGCGCAGGACGCUCGGCGACGGGAGGGCGGCCGAGAGCGCGAGGAGGGAGGUCGAAGGCGUGAGGGAGACGCUCGAGGAGGGGUGGAGGAAGGCGCAGAGCAUGCUCGCCGUGCGGGCGUGA
Molecule: messenger RNA, 1623 nt
Organism: Rhodotorula graminis WP1
Lineage: Eukaryota; Fungi; Basidiomycota; Microbotryomycetes; Sporidiobolales; Sporidiobolaceae
Exons: 1
Coding region: 1-1623 (540 amino acids)
Source: RefSeq, a predicted model, not a curated record